Knipowitschia caucasica is the source of this 2829-nucleotide messenger RNA. The record is from the annotation of a GenBank genome assembly. Lineage: Eukaryota; Metazoa; Chordata; Actinopteri; Gobiiformes; Gobiidae.
AUGGCGCAGUCCGCCGCUCUCAAGCUGCCUGAGUUUUGGGAGACGUCCGCCGCAACGUGGUUUGCUCAGGCGGAGGCUCAGUUCGCCCUCCGUGGAAUUACUGACGAUGACACGCGCUAUUACCAUGUCGUCUCGGCGCUCGGGAGCUCCACGGCGACCAGGGCAGUGAGUUUCAUUACUUCUCCUCCAGCCCACGGGAAGUAUGCGGGGAUUAAAGCAUAUCUGCUGAAGAUUUUUGAACUGUCACGAUCCGAACGGGCCCGACGCCUCCUUUCUAUGCAGGGCCUGGGGGAUAGCAAGCCCUCAGAACACAUGGAGGUGAUGUUAAACCUGCUGGGCAGUGAAGAGCCAAAUUUCCUCUUUGUGGAAUUGUUUCUGCGACACAUGCCACCUCACGUGCAGACGGCUCUCGCGAAUACAGCCAUUACGGAGCCACGUGCUCUGGCGGAGGAGGCGGACCGGUUCUUCCUGGCCACCCAUCGUUUCGUCCCUGACGUGUUGGCCCCGACACGCAGCUACACCCCCCCUGCUGCGGCCGCUCUGCCUGUUAGGGGGCGCAUGGUGACUGACGGCCCGGCCAGCCCUGGGUUGUGCUACUUCCAUGCACGUUUCGGGGCCAAAGCUAAGAGAAUGCCUUUUGGCCUGAAGAACGCAGCCCAGUCGUUCCAGCGGCUAAUGGACUCGGCACUCAGGGACAUGCCUUUCAUCUUCGUCUACUUGGACGAUGUCCUCGUCGCCAGCUCCUCGGAGGAGGAGCACCUGACACAUCUCCGAGUUCUUUUUACACGGCUCGACCAGCACGGGCUGAUCAUUAACCCGGCUAAGUGUGUUUUUGGGGUGCCGUCCAUAAAGUUCCUCGGGCAUCUCAUCACCAGUGAGGGGGCUGCCCCCCUCCCUUCGAAGGUGGACGCCGUUUCCACUUUUCCACGCCCACGCUCGGCCCGGGGGCUCCGUGAGUUCCUCGGUAUGGUUACCUUCUACCAUCGGUUCAUUCGACAAGCGGCUCACGUAAUGCGCCCGCUCUACGAGGCCCUUAAGGGUACGACCCCCAACCAGGACGUUGUCUGGACCGCGGAGGCGGACCAGGCCUUCGAGGACACAAAAGUUGCGUUGUGCCAGGCCACUAUGUUGGUCCACCCGUCACCUGGGGCCCCGGUUGCCCUCACUACUGACGCGUCCGACUAUGCCGUGGGUGCCGUGUUCGAGCAGUGGGUCGAGGGUACCUGGCAACCGCUCGCCUUUUUCAGCCGCCAGCUUGUCCCCAGGGAGCGUAAAUACAGCACCUUUGACAGAGAGCUGCUCGCUGUUUGGUUGGCAAUCCGCAACUUCCGCUUCGUCCUGGAGGGCCGUGAGUUUACGCAGCGCCAGCUGGCGUUCAUCUCGGAGUAUACCACGGACAUACGACACAUUGCCGGCAAAUCCAAUGUGGUUGCGGAUUGUCUUUCCAGGGCGGUCGUUGGUGCGGUCCAGCUCGGACUAGACUACGCGCGUAUGGGUGCAAACCAGGCCGCAGACCGCACCCUUCAGUCCCUCAAGGACUCGGACACUGGACUGCAGCUGGGAAAGGUCGCGGUCGGCGCUUCUGGGGUCAGGUUGUGGUGUGACCUCUCUACUGGCCAGCCCAGGCCUCUGGUCCCCGCCAGCUGGCAGCGGUCUGUUUUUGAGCCUAUACACGGCCUGUCCCAUCCUGGCAGAAAGGCAUCUGUUAGGCUUGUAUCGCAAAAGUUUGUCUGGAGAGGACUCAAGAAGGAUGUGCGGGCCUGGGUUGAUUCUUGUGUGGCCUGUCAGCGUGCUAAGGUGCACCGCCAUACCAAGGCCCCGUUAGAACCUUUUGUUGUUCCGGAGAGGAGGUUUGACCACGUUAACAUCGACCUGGUGGGGCCGCUUCCCCCUUCACGUGGUUUCACUUACCUCCUCACGAUGGUAGACAGGACGACGCGCUGGCCUGAGGCUGUUCCCCUCGCCUCUAUCACGGCUGCCGAUGUGGCUCGGGCGUUCAUUGGCACGUGGGUUUCGCGUUUCGGUACGCCCUCUGAUCUAUCCUCUGACCGGGGUGCGCAGUUUACCUCGGAGGUCUGGAACGCUGUGGCGGGGGGUUUGGGUGUCAAGUUGCACCGCACCACCGCAUACCACCCCCAGGCUAACGGACUGUGUGAACGUUUCCACCGCUCUAUGAAGGCUGCCCUUCGGGCAAGCCUGACAGACGGCAACUGGGUUGACAAACUGCCCUGGGUCAUGCUUGGCCUUAGGACCGCCCCCAAGGAGGAUCUGCAGUCCUCGUCUGCCGAGCUUGUUUACGGCCAGGCUUUGCGGGUGCCUGGGGAUUUUAUACCGGAUGCUAUGAGACCUUGGUCUGCUACCGAACAGCGGUCCUCCCUGCGGGAGGUGGCCACGGGGUUUGUGCCUGUUCAUACGUCGCAGCACUGCUCCCCUGAGUCCCGGAUGCCCGCUGGCCUCCGCUCUGCGUCGUUUGUUUUCGUCCGCCACGACGCCCACCGUGGACCGCUGCGUCCCCCUUACGACGGCCCGUUUAGGGUUUUGCAGCAUGGGGACAAGAGCCUGGUCGUGGACAUUGGGGGUAGACCUGAAACUAUUUCCGUUGAUAGGAUCAAGCCUGCUCAUGUGGACAUUUCCAGACCGUUGGUGUUGGCCCAGGCCCCACGCCGCGGACGCCCCCCAGUACUUUGUUCCCCUGGUCAGUCGGGAGUUCCUUCGACCGGGACGGUGCCGGCUGCGUCCCCCGCUUCCCUCCCCUCAGCCCCUGCCACUUGUACUCGGAGUGGGCGGGCCAUCAUUCCAUUCCGGAGUGGGAAUUUUGACUAUGGUUGA